UGAGGGGUUAUAUUCCAUGCCUUUUAGUUUUAUCGUGAAUGUAUUCAUUUAAUUAUUAAAAUAAUUUGCUCGGUUUUACUUAUUUUAGCUAUUUAGUGCGUUAAAAGUUUUGUAGCAGCAUGCUUGGAGCGUAAUUCUUUCACCGGCGUCUGGAGUUUAAAGCCAGCAUGUGGACAGUGUGCGUGCCCGGGUGGGGCGCGAUGGUGGUGGCCGGCACGCUGCUGCUGUACAGCACCCUGGACGUCGCCUACUUCGCCCGCAUGAUGUACACCGUCGCCAAGGCCAGGUACUUCAAGAAGAAGAUCUGUAUAUUGGAGUCCACUGAGGUUGAGGCGUGGUGUCUCCUAACUGACAUCGACACACUUCUCUACCACAUGAACAACGCUCGCUACCUUCGGGAACUCGACUUCGCCAGAGCUGACUUCUACGAACGUUCUGGGUUAUACGCCAAUAUCAAGGCUGCUGGUGGGGCGGUUCUCCAGGCAGCCACCACCAUCCGCUAUAGGAGAUAUCUGAAGCCAUUCACCAAGUUUACCAUCACGUCUAAGGCGAUUUACUGGGACGAGAAGACGUUCUUCAUGGAACACGAGUUUAUCGGCCCCGGUGGGUUCGUCCACGCGGUAGCAUUAUGUCGGCAGCGGGUCAUUGACACAUCAGUGGCGGCAAUCGCGGAGCUGCUGCUGCAGCUGCACUGCGCUGGCACCUGCAGACCACCGCCGGAUAAGAUGCCUUCUGAGUUGGAGUUAUGGGUCCAAAGCAACGAGGUGAGCUCGGCAAAACUCAGGCCUUCGGUCGCCCAGCUGCCUCUAGAACCAGUCUGCGAGCCGCUGGGCUGCGGCGAACCCAAAGCCAUCGAGUGAGGAUUGCCCCACCCGGACGACAACCUGCGGUACAGGAGGAACUAAAGCGAUGGCGAGGUUGUAGCAAGGUCCAAGGCCUGGUUUCUAAAUUUUUUUCUACCUUACCAAAAAAAUACAAGCAUCGGUGUCACAAAAACCUUAGGGUAUGUCUGUAAAUAAAGUUUUACAGGAGACAGUCUAUUCGAUAGCGUUGAUAAACGUGUUUAAGGUAAGCCAAUCAAAUCUUUUGUCAAAAAGUUCAGAAAUCAGGCGCUUGUCAGGCAAGGAUUCGACAAGAAACUA
Aricia agestis (brown argus) is the source of this 1142-nucleotide messenger RNA. Its product is annotated as protein THEM6-like. The record is from RefSeq and is a predicted model, not a curated record. Lineage: Eukaryota; Metazoa; Arthropoda; Insecta; Lepidoptera; Lycaenidae. The transcript is spliced from 5 exons. Bases 168 to 860 code for a protein of 230 amino acids.